AUGUCAGAUCCUAUCCUCGCCGCGCAACCGCCGGAGCAACUGUCGUCCGAUCUGGAUUUCGAUGAUAUCGCCGGCCAGUUCAACAACAUCCCUAUCCCCUCAUUAGAGGAUUUCUUCAACGGCGCCGCUCUUGAUUCAGAGGCUUUAACUUCCGAUCUGGAAUUUCCGUUUGGAGAUUUCGAGAUUACCUUUGACGAUAUUGAUAACCUCCCUGUUACGGAUGGUUUUCUUCUUCCGGAAGGAUGGAACCCGAAUACUAACGGCAUUCCGAUUUCGCCUAUGAGAGGUGAUUGCAUUAAUGGUGAUGGUAAUUGUUCUCCAGAGAAUUUCAAUUCGCCGGGAUCAGGUGCUUCUGUGGUUUCUGGUGAUCAAAGCCCCGGUGUUUCUAGGUUUCUUAAUUCAGAAUCGAUUUAUGCUGCUGAUAACUCGGUUGAUUCGGUUGAUGUUGAUGUUAAAGUUUCGAGCAUUCCUUUGCCGGAGACUGAAAAUAGCGACCGGGAAGAGUCUACGAAUGGACCGGUUUCUUCUCACGGAUCAGGUAACGGUGGAUCUGGUGUAUAUGAAGCCAUGAACUCGCCCUCGGAUGAUUUUGGAAGUUAUGAGAGGGAUAUUUCAUCUUCUCAUGAACAUGCAGCUGUGGAAGAGGGUGUAAAAGUGGAGGGAGUUGUUAAAGGCUCUGAUCUGAAGAGGAAGAAAGAUAACAGCCAUGAGAGUGCGGAGAAUAGAACCCCAAAAUGCAGUAGAAGGUCCUCCUCAAUGGAAAACAAGAUCCAACCACAGCAGCAGUCUCAAUCUGGUUUUGAUGGAAUUGAAGAUGAUGAUGAGAAGAGGAAGGCUAGGUUGAUAAGGAAUAGAGAAAGUGCACAGCUUUCUAGGCAGAGGAAGAAGCAUUAUGUGGAGGAGCUUGAGGAGAAGGUGAGAUCAAUGCAUUCGACAAUUGCUGAUUUGAGUAGUAAGAUCACUUAUGUCAUGGCGGAGAAUGCUACACUUAGACAACAAUUGAGUGGUGGUGUGAUGUGUCCACCUCCACCACCAGGUUCUGGGAUGUACCCUCAUCCUCCAAUGGCACAUAUGCCUUAUCCUUGGAUGCCUUGUGCACCUUAUGUUGUUAGACCUCAAGGGUCUCAGGUUCCUUUGGUUCCAAUUCCAAGGUUGAAACCUCAGCAACCAGCUGUGUCUUCUAAGAGUAAAAAGAACGAGAGCAAGAAGACUGAGACGAAGAAGACUGAGGUGAAAACUAAGAAGGUUGCUAGUAUUAGUUUGUUGGGUUUGUUUUUCUGCAUCAUGCUUUUUGGCGGACUUGUUCCUUUGGUAGAUUUUAAGUUUGGAGGUUUAGUUGACAAUCUUUCUGGUAGGUCUAGUUAUGUUAGUGAUAGAUGGUUGUAUGGUCAGGGUGGAAGUAGGGUUUGGACUGUAAAUGAUCAUAUGAAAGAAUCUGGAAGGGAUGCGGAUGUGGGGUUAUCCAAUGGAAGGUUCAGUGUUUCUGAUAGGAACAAUUAUGAGAGAGGCCGAAAACUAGGUGAAGAUAUGAAUGAACUCAAAAACUCGAGUUGUUUUGGUCAUCGAGACAACGCCAGCGAGCCACUUCUUGCUUCUUUGUAUGUUCCUAGGAAUGAUAAGUUGGUGAAGAUUGAUGGAAACUUGAUAAUCCAUUCGAUUAUGGCCAGUGAGAAAGCCAUGGCAUCUCAAGAUUCUCAAGGAAAUAAGGAGAAGAGUAAAACUGGUUUGGCCAUUCCUAGGGAUUCUGCAUUGGCUAUUCCUGAAGUUGGAAGAAACAGAGGUCAACAUCCAAAUGUGUAUAGGGUUUCUGCCGAACAGAGAAGGGCUAUUGGCUCUGGUUCAGCCAAAACUUUGAAGGACCAUAUGAAGUCUUCUGCAACUGAUGGUAAAAUGCAGCAGUGGUUCCGUGAAGGAGUUGCAGGUCCAAUGCUAAGUUCUGGCAUGUGUACUGAAGUUUUUCAGUUUGAUGUCUCUCCAGCUCCUGGAGCUAUAGUUCCAGCAACAACAGUGACUAAGAUUUCUACUGAAAGCCGUCACAAUGCUACCACUAUCAACAUGAGCAGAAACAGAAGAAUCCUCCACGGGCUCCCAGAUCCACUCCCUGGAUCCAAACUGAACAUAACUGAAGAACAUGCAAGAAAUUUGCCAAAAGACCAUCUCCCUGGUAAUAAAUCUUCGAUGGUGGUUUCGGUUCUUGUUGAUCCUAAAGAGGUUGGAGAUGGUGAUGUUGAUGGCAUGAUGGCUCCAAAGUCACUCUCUCGGAUUUUUGUUGUUGUGCUACUCGACAGUGUCAAGUAUGUGACUUACUCAUGUGGUCUUCCCCGAGCUUCUUCUUUGGUGGCUGCUUAUGUUUGA
Messenger RNA from Vicia faba (fava bean), 2355 nucleotides. NCBI's taxonomy places the organism in Eukaryota, Viridiplantae, Streptophyta, Magnoliopsida, Fabales, Fabaceae. The record is from the annotation of a GenBank genome assembly.